AACCGCCUUGCCGGGGGGAAAAAAAACAAACCCAGAGCCGGGACAAGCCAAACCAGAAUUCUGAUUCUCCAGCCAGAAUUCUCGGACCAUGGCGCCGUCCCCGCCCCUUCCGCGAGCAGCCCGGAAGUCUUUCUCCGACGCCGGAAGUCCCGCCGUGACCCGGCCGCCUCAGUGUCUACGCCGACCCCGACGGCCCGGGGAGCACUUGCUUCCGGUCCCCGGUGGGCCCCGGGGUUUCCGUGCGUGCGCUCCGGAACGUUGUCCCGGGAGCGCCGGCAGCUCGGGGAGAGCGCCGGGACGGGCGCGCUGCCCGUUCUGGGCCAUGAACGGGACGGCGAACCCGCUGCUGGACCGCGAGGAGCACUGCCUGCGCCUGGGCGAGAGCUUCGAGAAGCGCCCGCGGGCCUCCUUCCACACCAUCCGCUAUGAUUUUAAGCCAGCGUCCAUAGACACGUCCUGUGAAGGGGAGCUGCAGGUGGGCAAAGGAGACGAAGUCACAAUUACGCUGCCACAUAUCCCUGGCUCCACGCCGCCCAUGACUGUGUUCAAGGGGAACAAACGGCCUUAUCAGAAAGACUGCGUGCUGAUCAUCAACCACGACACGGGCGAGUACGUGCUGGAGAAGCUCAGCAGCAGCAUUCAGGUCAAGAAAACGAGAGCCGAGGGGAGCAGUAAAAUCCAGGCCCGAAUGGAGCAGCAGCCCAACCGUCCCCCACAGCCAUCGCAGCCUCCGCCACCACCACCACCACCACCUCCGCCACCUCCACCACCUAUGCCAUUCAGAGCUCCGACCAAGCCUGCGGCUGGACCAAAAACAUCUCCUUUGAAAGAUAACCCCUCCCCUGAGCCGCAGCUGGAUGACAUCAAAAGAGAGCUGAGGGCCGAGGUGGACAUCAUUGAGCAGAUGAGCAGCAGCAGCGAGAGCGGCUCCUCCGACUCCGAGAGCAACUCGGCCAGUGACGACAGCUCCAGCAGCGGAGGCGAGGACAGCGGGCCGGCCUCCCCAGCCCAGCCUUCACACCAGCAGCCCUACAACCACAGAGCCUCCGUCGCCAAUGGAACCAGCCGGCCCCAGGGAAGCAGCCAGCUCAUGAACACCCUCAGAAAUGACCUACAGCUCAGUGAGUCUGGCAGUGACAGUGAUGACUAACCCCGGAUGUUUCGAAAUCUCCUUUUUGGUGCGCAGAAACGCCGCAAGAUCAGGCUGCUUGAGCGUGGAUUCCGUUGCCAAGAGGAAGAUGAUGGGGCUCAGUGACUGGCAGGAGCGGGGGGCUUGGGCUGCUCGGACAUCCAAGUCCUUACCGUGGUGGUGAUGGGUGAUUUUCCUUAUGUGAUUUGUGAGCAGUCUCAUGUUUUGAAGUUUAAGUAGAUCCAGAGAAUAACUAACAGUUACAUUUCUAUUCAGUUA
Molecule: messenger RNA, 1408 nt
Organism: Ochotona princeps (American pika)
Lineage: Eukaryota; Metazoa; Chordata; Mammalia; Lagomorpha; Ochotonidae
Gene: EAF1
Product: ELL associated factor 1
Exons: 6
Coding region: 89-1150 (353 amino acids)
Biological process (GO): positive regulation of DNA-templated transcription; regulation of transcription elongation by RNA polymerase II
Cellular component (GO): super elongation complex
Molecular function (GO): transcription elongation factor activity
Source: RefSeq, a predicted model, not a curated record